Messenger RNA from Hermetia illucens (black soldier fly), 7385 nucleotides. It is a transcript of the gene Myo81F, whose product is annotated as unconventional myosin heavy chain 6. Gene Ontology annotation, biological process: signal transduction. The record is from RefSeq and is a predicted model, not a curated record. Lineage: Eukaryota; Metazoa; Arthropoda; Insecta; Diptera; Stratiomyidae. The coding region runs from base 411 to 7214 and encodes 2267 amino acids. Gene Ontology annotation, cellular component: myosin complex; cytoskeleton. The transcript has 24 exons. Gene Ontology annotation, molecular function: protein binding; cytoskeletal motor activity; ATP binding.
UUCAAACAAAAAUGAAUAAACAUUUCGCUGACUGAAUGCCUUUUGCUUGUUUCUGUUCAACUUGGGUUGCUUGGAAUCAGUUUCGUGAGGAACGCGUUCGUGUUGGGUUGUUGUUCGGUUUGCAGGUGCCGUUGCAAGACCACUUUCUUUGAGAGUUUAUCCCAGGUUUUUGGUUCUCGGUUCUCUUGUUGUGCAAAAGUGGAAGUUGCACUUUUCGCAGCCAAUUUAAAUAGAAUUUGCCAAACGGAAAUGAAUGAAAGUGUUGAGAAAUUGAAGAGAAGUGUUGAAAUCUAGUGGUUUUCAGUGAGAUGCGGUGGUUGUGAUUGAAAGAAAGUGCUUCUGGUCGCUAGAGAAAGGAUUAACAUUUCGGACCUAGGCGUUCGCCUACACUGUCCAUCGCACAACAAAACAUGGCUGUUCCUAUCAUAUUCGGGGGCCGCCUGGGCUCGACACCGGAUAAGGGAGUUGCGGAUAUGACAGCAAUAUCGGAUAUUGAUGAAAACGGAAUUAAUCGUAAUUUGAAAAUUCGAUAUCAGGAGGACAAAAUAUACACAUACACAGGUUCAAUAUUGGUGGCCGUUAAUCCUUAUAAGGAAAUUGAUUGCUAUACUACGGAAUACGUUUUCAAAUACCACGGACAAAAGUUGGGGGUGUUAGAGCCACAUGUCUUCGCAUUAGCCGAAGCUGCCUACAGAAACAUAAAGGACACAGAUAGGAAUCAGUCAUGUGUUAUAUCCGGCGAAUCGGGAGCAGGAAAAACGGAAACAACAAAGUUCAUUCUUCAGUAUCUUUGUACGGUGACAUGCGAUGUAUCGACAUGGGUGCAGCAGCAGAUACUCGAAGCUAACACCAUACUGGAAGCCUUCGGUAAUGCGAAAACGAUACGCAACGACAACAGUUCCCGCUUCGGUAAAUUCAUGCAGGUUUGCUUCGACCCUAAAUGGUGCAUCAAGGGGUGCAUAAUCCAAGAUUAUCUCCUGGAGCAAUCACGAAUCACCCACCAAAGUCCCGGUGAACGCAACUACCAUGUCCUCUAUCAACUGGUGGCCGAAGGGAAAAACAACAAGGAAUUGGCGACAGCAUUACAUCUCAAGGAUCCAUCAUUCUACCGAUAUCUGAAUGCAUCUGGGAAUGUGGAAAUCGAUAUCCCGGCCGAGGCGAAACGAUUCGAGGCGCUCCGUUUAGCCUUCACCGUCUUACAAAUCCAACAACCCAUUAUCGAUGGGAUUUUCAAAGUACUAAGUGCAAUUCUAUGGCUUGGUAAUUUGGAUUUUCAAGAUAUUGAUGGCGAGCGAUGUGAACUGACACCAACCGAUAAGGAUAACUUGGCCAUUGUGGCAACGUUGCUGGGACUGAAGGAGAGCGACGUGCAGCAAGUUUGUUUGCUGAGGCAGAUUAACGUUCGUGGCAACAUCACGGAGAUACCAUUAAAAGUUCAAGAGGCUCGUGAAAAUCGCCAUGCAAUGGCUAAGGCACUUUACUCCCGCACAUUUGCAUGGCUCAUUAGUCAAAUUAAUGCUUGCAUAAAUCCCGGCCAGGACUCAACGCGAUUCUUAGGUGUCCUGGAUAUAUUUGGCUUUGAAAAUUUCGCAGUGAAUUCGUUUGAACAACUUUGCAUCAACUACACCAACGAGAAGCUUCAUAAAUUCUUCAACCACUACGUUUUCGCCUUGGAGCAAGAGAUCUACAAACUAGAGGAAAUCAAAUACUCUCAUAUUGAGUUCACGGACAACACCCUUUGUCUGGAGCUAAUUGAGAAACCUCCCCGAUGUAUACUGAAACUACUCACGGAACAAUGUCAUAUGCCUAAAGGAUCAGACACCGCUUACUUAACAAAUUUACAUGCCGAAUUCGAGGGAAACGCGAAAUAUGUUAAAGGUGUUGAUCGCCGACAUUGGGAGUCUGAAUUCGGAAUCAAACACUACGCCGGCUGUGUACUGUAUACUGUGAAAGGAUUCGUCGAUAAGAACCGUGAUGUGCAACAGGAUGUUCUCUUCGAUUUUAUGAGCCGAAGUGAGAAUACUUUCGUUCAAGAGUUGUCAUCGUAUCAGGAUUUGCUAUCUAUACAAGCACAAAAUCAGAUGACCACCAGUGUAGCUACUGUUCAAAGAGGCACCUCGAAGGGCAAACUAACCGUGAGUGAUACCUUCCGACAACAGCUGCAAGCUCUAGUCGAUGUUCUACAAAGUACAAACCCAUGGUAUGUUAGAUGUAUUAAACCAAAUUCGCACAAAUUACCAAACGACUAUAACGAUCAGCUAGUCUUAGAUCAACUUAGAUACUUAGGAAUGUUAGAUAUAAUACGGAUACGUCGUGAAGGCUUCCCAAUACACGUUACUUUUGAUGAAUUCGUGGCGAAAUAUCAAUGUCUAACCAAACGCAAAGGUGUAAAAUCGAAUCGUGAGCAAGUCAUGGCUGUGAUAAAAGAACUCAAUGUUCCCGAGACCGAAUGGCAAAUUGGUAAAACCAAAGUUUUCCUGAGAAGUCGAGUCUACGAACCAUUGGAGGAUGCACGUAACCAAAUCAUCAAUUCGAAGGCUGCGAUUAUACAGAAGAACUGGAGACGUUACAGAGACAUGAAGAAGUAUCGAAGAACUCGCAAUGCUGCCUUGAAAAUACAACACGCCUACAAGGGGUGGAAGCUGCGAAUCGAAUUCCUGCGUAAGCGACGAGCCGCGAUUGUUAUUCAGAGCCAUUUGAGGGGAGCGUUUGCAAGGGAGGUUGCCGCUGCUUUGCGGGAAAUGCGACGUGUGGACGAGGAAAUGCGAAAACGGGAGCGAAUGGAGGCUGAACGUAAGAAGCGAGAACAGGAACUAUCCACGCAACAAGCUGAAGAGGAGCGAAAAGCCAUUGAGGAAUGCGAACGCAUGCACAGUAUUGGAAGCGCUGACAAGGAACGAGGAUUGGUUCAAGAAGAAAUCAUUGCAUUGUCACAAAUGGCUGAGCAACUAAACACGAAAUUUUCAAAUACGUCUAUACCACCGCCACCCAUGCCCGGGACGAAUGUAGAUGCAACGAAAAUGAACGGUCACGCACCAUCUGCAGGGGCGAUCCAUCAACAAAGUAACGAAUCGGUCGACUUAGAUAAUCUAUUUGCAUUUCUCAGUGAAGUACAGCCAACACCGUCGUCAAAGACUUCUAAUCCGGUAUUGGAAGAGAUCGGUGAAAGGAUGGAUAGUUUAGUCAAUGACCUUGAUGUGGAGUUGGAGAAUGUCAUUCAGCAAGAAAUUGAAGGUUUAGCACUGGAGCGACCGACUAAGACACCACCGGUCAAAGGUGUACCAACCUUACCUGAACCCACCAUGCCGCCACCUCCUCCACCUACCACUAACGGAACGUUGACCAAACCACAACCUGUCACAAAACCUAACUUGGUGAAUCACAUAAAAGAUGAACCCAUCUACGAUGCUAUUGUUCCACGACAAGAAGAACUUCAUCCAGUGCCUGAUAUUUCUGACCCAAUGUCGACCUCACUCAUUCAAGAGAAUGGACUAAGUGGUACCGGUCACAAACUAAGACCCAAAAGUCCAGCAGUUGUUAAUGUUGCACGAUCGGCUAGUCCAGUUCAGCGAUCAUCUGGUGGUCCGAUGAGUCCCUCUUCACCAAAACACAGUCGACCUAGUUCGAGAGCUUCAUCAACCGGAACGGGUCACCCCUAUGCUGAACGAGAGCAACGACGCAAACACCGUGUCGAGAAGAAGCUACAGGAAAUGCAACAGGUUGAUGUGUCGGAGAAAGACGCCUUACGCGAUGAUGUCUACUAUGAUAUCCUGGAAUUUGCUGAGAACUAUUUCAAUUCUCAUGAGCGAUCUCCGGAGGGUACCAUUAUGGCUACUUUGACCCGCAAAGGAAAGAAAUCUCCCGAUAUGGUGCCGAAAUACGAAAUGAUAACGUACUACCGUGGUAGCACCAUCCCAUCGUCCCAUAUUCACAUGUAUGAUCCAGAGAACGUGGUCGUUGCUUGUAAUAUUUUCAGGGAUUUAGCGAAAUAUACUCGAGGGGAAUUGAACGCUGAGCGUGAACUUCAGGUUAUUCAAUACAUCAUUGGCCAAGGAAUUGAACGGGAAGAGCUUCGUGACGAGAUUUUUGUACAAUGCAUGCGACAGGCAACGAAUAAUCCACACUCGGAAUGGACAGAUCGUGUUUGGCUAUUGCUUUGCUUAACUAUCGUUGCUUUCCAGCCAAGCAAGUUGCUCUUCAAAUACUUCGUCAGCUUCCUUAAGAAAAAUUUAGAAUCAUUGGACGGUAAAUUGCGACAAUAUGUACAAUGGUGUAUGGAUAAUUGUAAAUGUACGAAAGUGUCACCUCGUUUGUAUCCACCAUCAAGUGUGGAGGUUGCAGCGAUGCGUCGACUAGGCACAAUCGUUUGUCGCUUCUUUUUCUUGGAUGGUCGCACGAAGGCAAUAGAUGUCCAUCCCACGGACACGGCGAGUGAUGCAGUAGCAAAACUAGCAGAGAAACUGAAUCUAGGUAACACAGAUGGCUGGGCAAUAUACCAAUCCCGACCGGAUGGCGAGGAGCAUGUCAAAUCUCACGACUAUCUUUAUGACAUCAUAGCCGCUUGGGAAAUCAAACAAACUAAAAUCCAGACAACUAGCUCUACAAUGAGACGCAAUGCUGCAACUUUAGGAUCGGGCGAGAAUCGAUUCGUUUUCAAGAAGCGUUUGUUCAAGACAACGCGAGAACUCUCUCAAGAUCCUGUUGAAGUCAAUAUGCUGUACGCCCAGGCUGUUUACAGUGUUGUAAAGUGCGACGAUUUUCCUGUAAGUGAAAAAGUGGCUUUACAACUUGCAGGACUACAAGCUCAAGUAGCUCUAGGCGAUCCAUCUAGUCAGCCCAAGCCGGAAUACUACACAGACGUUGCUAACUAUCUACCCGAGCGUAUCUCAAAAACACGAGAAGAACAAUUUUGGGUCCCGAUUCUGGCGCAAGCACAUCGCCAAUAUGGUGCUGGUCGAACGGAAUUGACUGCUAAAGUCCUGUAUCUAAGCUGCGUUAUGCAGUAUCCAUUAUAUGGAACCACAAUGUUCCCAGUGACGUACAGAGGAUAUUGGAGUUACGGCAAUAGCCUCAUUUUAGGUGUGAAUUGUGAAGGAAUUACGUUAAUCAAAUCGGAGGAUAAAUUCGUCUUGUAUGAAUUCCGCUACUUUGACAUCGAAUCCAUAAUGCUGGACCCAAGUGAUUGCUUCAUUACGAUAACGUUGAAUCGUCAAACAAGUACGACAACCACAACCGAACAGCAACGUUGUUUUGUAUUUGAAACCCAGCAGAAAAACGAAAUUGGGUCCCUUAUCAUUUCUUACUAUCCACCUCUGUCGAAUUGGAUUACCGAGAAUGAAGUGCCUACAAAGAAAUCCAAAGGCAUUACGAAUGAGGAUCGCGUUCGAUUGCAUCACAACGUGGUUGUAUGCAGACGGCACUUAGUUGAUGCAGAGAUCCUUCGAAAACCUCAGGACUCAAGUGGAGGCUUCUUGAGAAAUACAUUGAGACGUUUAUCGAAGCAUCGAUUGGAGAAACUACGUGCUGAGCACGGAAGCGCAGUACAAGAUCAUGGGGAAACGUACAAAGGAUUCCCUCACGCUUUCUGGGCAUUCAGCAGGCAACCUUUACCACAAAGUCUAAGUAAACUCCCGGAUCAAGAAGAGCAGGCAAUGAUUCAAGUCUUCCAAGCGAUAUUAACUUAUGCUGGUUUGGGACAAAAUGGUGAUUCAGUUCAACGGGCUGAGGACGAACACAUAACUCUGAUACAAUCCAUCAUGGACCGGUGCAUGCGAAAGGAGUCACUAUUGAACGAGCUCUACCUGCAACUUAUAAAACAAACCACUGACCAUCCUGAUCCGAAUUCUCGAGUGAACCUGCGGCACUGGGCGUUACUAUCCCUUGCUUGCAGUGUAAUCCUUCCUCCCCUAAAAGUGAUAAGGAAAUACCUUAUUGGACACUUGAAACGUUGUGCUAGUGAUUACAUAACCGAAGAAGGAAAAUAUGCUCGAUUUGCUGAAAGGUGUUUAUUCAAAACUCAAGGAACACGUCGCCGACAAUGGCCACCAAGUCGUGAAGAAAUUGUCUGCACAAUAAAUCGUCGACCAAUUUACGCUCGUUUCCACUUCAUGGAUGGACAAUAUCACUCAGUUGAAUUCCAUCCAAGCUCAACGGCACGCGAAGUCAUGGAGCUUGUUAAAAAGAAAAUCGGUCUCCAAGAAAAUGCGCAAGGAUAUGCCAUCUACGAAGUCCUGGGUACUUCGGAACGUAGCUUAAUGCCUGACGAAAAAGUAGCUGAUGUCAUGUCGAAGUGGGAGAAGUACCGAACGGCAGCAGCACAAGCAGUUCAACAGAACCAGCAACUAAGCAACCGCCCCCCAGUCUGUGGCCGACAACACCACAUAUUCUUGUUUAAGAAACAUCUCUUCUUUGACCACUACAUGAAUCUAGACGAUCCAGUCGAAAAGGAGCUUCUUUAUCAUCAAGUCUUAUAUGGUUUGCGCAGCGAACGUUUCCCCAUUACAGAAAUGGAAGCAAUAAUGUUGACGGCUCUUCAAGGACAACUGGAACUUGGAGAUUGUGCAGAAGUUUUACAGGAUUAUAGACCGAUUGCAAGUCAUUGUCUUCCACAUCGAUUUGUGCCGAAUAUUCCUCAUGAAGCUGUUCAUAUGCACCAUCAGAGCUUAAGGGGGAUGAGUCAAGCGGAGACGAAAAAGUCCUUCUUAAACUUGAUACAGAGUUGGCCAUUGCAUAAGGCUACGAUAUUUGACGUUAUGCAAUCGUUCACAUCGAAUUGGCCGCGUGUACUUUGGUUGGCUGUUGAUCAGAACGGAAUCCACUUACUAGAACACCGGUCGAGAAACACCCUAUGCACAUACGAAUAUUCAUCGAUAAUCUCUUACUCACCGAACAUGAAUUGUUUGAUGAUAAUCACAGGAUCCGAUAAGAAACAAUCUAAGAUCAUAUUGACAACAGCCCAGGCCUUCCAAAUAGCGAAUCUCAUACGUGAAUAUUCGGAAGUCCUGCAAUCUGCAGCAGCAGCUGCCGCUUCAGUUACACCGGAUGAAGGAUCAAAAGAGCUCCCGCCACCGCCUGUUCCUGAUCAUGCAACCCCCAUACUCAAUGGACAGCCCAUUAAGCAAAAUCAUUUGGUUGAUGUUCGAAAAUCAGCGUCUCGUCCACAAUCGGUGAUUCGUCCCUCAGGUGCGGCACUGGUAUCACCACAACCCAGCUAAUAUACCUUUUGGGACAGGAUCAGUCGAAAAAAGCAACGCUAGCGCUUAUUCGAUAUGCCUGCAAGCAUGGGACAUGUGUAAGAGGCAGAUAAUGCUCGGAAGAUUUAAGAUUUUUUUUGGGCUUGAAAAGUGAAAUUCACCAAAGAUGACUCGACAAAAUUCUAGGAUAUU